Leptosia nina is the source of this 837-nucleotide messenger RNA. The record is from the annotation of a GenBank genome assembly. NCBI's taxonomy places the organism in Eukaryota, Metazoa, Arthropoda, Insecta, Lepidoptera, Pieridae.
AUGGUUUUUCAAAUUACCCGAUCUUUACUGUUUUACAGACCUCUGACUAGAUCAGAAUCAAUUUCACGAUUGUAUUCAACUGCGGUGCCGCAGUUUGAAUCGUUAGCAGUUUCAGUACCCAAAAAACAUGUUUUUCAUGUGGAAUUGAAUAAACCAAACGAUUUCAAUACGUUUACUAUGGAUAUGUGGAAAGAACUAAAUGCUUGUUUUACAUCAUUAAGCAACAAUUCUGAAUGUAGAGUUAUUGUUUUUUCCGGAAGAGGAAAACAUUUUAGUGCCGGAAUAAAUAUACAAAACCUUCUUGAUGAAGAAACUAAAGUAGAAGAUGUGGAGGAUAUUGGUCGGAGGGCUCGUCAUUACGGAAAAACUAUAAGCAGUUGUCAGGAUGGUAUAUCAGCAUUAGAAGACUGUGUCAAGCCAGUGUUAGCUGUCAUUCACAAUACUUGUGUCGGAGCUAGUGUAGACCUUAUUUCAGCUGCUGAUAUGAGAUAUUGUACUCAAGGAGCCUGGUUUCAAGUAAAAGAAGUCGAUGUUGGUAUAGCUGCUGAUUUUGGUACUUUACAGAGGCUGCCAAAGAUAGUUGGCAGCACGUCAACAGUGCGCGAGUUGGUUUACACCGCUAGAAAGGUGCAGUCAAAUGAAGCCUUAGAACUUGGACUUGUCAGCAGAAUAUAUGCCGACCAAGAAACAGCACUGAAAGAAGUGUUGGACAUAGCAGAAACUAUAGCGAAGAAGAGUCCGAUAGCCGUCCAGAACAAAUCUCAUCAACCAAGUGGGUGUGCAGAGUGGAGACCCAAAAAUUGGCGCCGUCGCUGUUCUCACCAAAGAGACACCUGA